AUAUAUUUUAAUUUUAUCAUUUAAUGGCCUUAAAUGUCAGACAAAAUUCAUGCACUAAUUUUUUAAUAGCUUUUGCAAUUAGUGUAAAAUUUACCUUUUAUACAAGUAUAUUGAAAACAAAGUUAGCAACUGAGUUAGCUUUGCAAAUGUCAACUGAAAUGAGAACCAAAAAACACGUUGAAAUAGUCUCGUGCAAAAUAUGAAUAAAUAACAACGCUUCGAGCUGUUGCAGUGACAAAUCACGCUGUGAAACUAAACAAUUUGCGCGUACAGAUUAGAAUCAGCAAAAAAUCUGACUUUAAUUAGAAGUACGCUCAUGAGGGAGACAAAAUCAGCAAUUACAAUAAAAAAGUUAAAAUAAAUAAUUUAGUGUGAAAAUCCCCGACUGUCGAUCGCUCAGUGAAUAUGAUCAGUGACCAUUUCAGCGAAUAUUUUCAGUAUAAAUACAAGCUGACCGUAGCUGUGAAACAACUUGUACGCCAAAGCUUGUGGUGAUAAGAGCAUUAAAAAUUGAAAAAUUGCAAAAUGAAAUCGUUUCUAACUAUUGCACUGUUAGUCGUCGGUAGCGCUGUUGUGAUGUGCAACCCACAUGAUCCAGAAAUGCGCAAAACCAUUGAGGACUGCAAUAAGGAACACAAUGUAUCGCCAAAGGACUUUCGUGACUUUAUGGAGGGUAAAUUAACAACCGUUUCGGAGAAUUUGAAGUGCAGCAGCCACUGCAUUAUGGUGAAGCAAGGUAUCAUGGAUGAAGCGGGCAAGUUCAACGCUGAAAUGGCUAAAACUAAAAUAGACGAUGAUACAUUCGUUGCUGCUGUGGAAGCAUGCAAGGAUUUGACUGGUUCAACACCAUGUGAAACAGCUUUCAAAAUCACCGACUGUAUGAUAGCGCAUAAGUAAUUUUUGGCAGCAAGGGCAUCUUUAAAAAUUUCGCAAAAUUGUUGAAUAUUCUUUAAAUGUUUUUGGUGGUGGUUUUAAAAUUGUUUACCAAAUGAUAAAUAAACUUAAACCUUUGAACUGACCUUUAAAUGGCUGUAAGUAGAAA
Molecule: messenger RNA, 1042 nt
Organism: Bactrocera oleae (olive fruit fly)
Lineage: Eukaryota; Metazoa; Arthropoda; Insecta; Diptera; Tephritidae
Product: general odorant-binding protein 56h
Biological process (GO): sensory perception of smell
Molecular function (GO): odorant binding
Source: RefSeq, a predicted model, not a curated record